UCGCACGCCAGUACUUGUACGGAAUAGAUUGCGUCCUGUAUCGGCGUGUUAUCCUCUCCAAUAAUAUUACCCUUACUAUUUCCCAUUUUUUCGAUCUCAUCCUUUUCCGUCGUUAUUGCGAAACGUGUCGAACGUAUAUUCCAUGCGAUGAUAUUCGAGUUUUACUUUGUCCGAAUGACAAAGUACGCGUCGGUUUAAAACAUCGGACGGUUUUCGAAUUUGCGCCGCGAACGUGUGUGAGUGCUUGAAGGACUGCGAGGACUGAGAGGAGGAGGAGGCUCAGGAAGAGCAUCAGGCACCGGUAGAACAACUUUAGAAUCAACUUGUGAACAACUCCGCUGCUACGCAUCAUGCCGAUUAUUUUGGGAGGAUCAAUCAGGAUUAGGAGUCUCGUCAACGAGGAGCAGUAAGUCUUCGGAAAACAAAGAGUGGGGUGAGAGCAGCGGUGGCGGCUAAGAGAAACGGCGUCUCCCUCCGGCAAUCUCGUGUCGCGACGUCGUAACUGCCUCGGACGUCCUAUAGACGCAUAGGGAUUGCACAAGUCUUCUAUCCGGAAUCAUUCGCCUACUUCUGUCCCUUGCUCAGCGGCAUGCGGUAGCACGCUUCAGAAUAAUAAGUGAACUCGAAGCAACAACAGCAAUGUUCUCCUGGAGGAACGUCGUCUCCGUCGUCUCGCAAAAGUUUGCGAGGAAACUGCACCUGUCAAAAAUCCGGCAAGAAGCAGUAAUAAUUGAUGGGAAAAGAAUAGCAGAAGAGAUUCAAGAAGAACUAAAAAUUGUUGUGGAUACUUGUACAAAUGCUGGGAAGAAGAGGCCAAAGCUGGUGGCAAUAUUAGUAGGGAAUCAUCCCUCUAGUAAAGCCUAUAUUGGUAGGAAAAUGAAAGCAGCAAAAUUAGUAGGAAUUGAGAGUUAUACCAUUCAUCUGGGAGAAAACAUAACACAAGCAGAUCUUAUGAAGGAAAUUGAUAAUCUCAAUAAAGAUCCAUCUGUUGAUGGUGUUCUGGUACAAUUACCACUGCCAAAAAGCAUAAAUGAGAAAGAAAUAUGUCAAGCAAUAAUUCCUAAAAAAGAUGUAGAUGGUUUUCACUUGGCAAACAUCGGUAAUCUGACACUGGACAACAGCAGCAUUGUACCAGCCACUGCCUUAGCUGUCAAAGAAUUAGUACUUAGGACUAAAAUUGAAACUUUUGGAAAAAAUGCUGUGGUUGUAGGUAGGUCAAAACAUGUCGGACUGCCUAUUGCACUGUUACUUCAUGCGGAUGGAAAAGCUGAAACGGGUGCACUAGAUAUGACAACAACAAUCUGCCAUCGCCAUACGCCUCACACAGAAUUAGAAAAAUUCACAAAGCUGGCAGAUCUGAUUGUAGUAGCUGCCGGAGUUCCCGGGCUGAUAACCAAAGAAAUGAUAAAGCCAGGCGCUUGCGUAAUCGAUGUGGGAAUCACCAGGGUAAAGACAGCAGACGGCAAGUAUCGCCUGGUGGGAGACGUGGAUUACAAUAGCGUGAAGGAAGUCGCUGGACAUAUCACACCAGUUCCUGGUGGUGUAGGACCUAUGACAGUGGCAAUGCUAAUGAAGAACACAGUUACGGCUGCCAUGAGAAACCAGGAAGAUGCAAAGCAAUCUGUUGAUUUAGAAAAUGACAAAGUACUUGCUUAUUAAUGUAUACAAGAAGUAUUUGACAAUUAAUAGAUAUAUUCUUGUAUUUUAUAGCAUAUAAAAGUAUUAUUUUUAUAAAGAAAAUCUAUAAAACUGUUUUAUCUUUUAUCUUUCUUAAUUUAUGUAUAACUGUGUUUUAACAUUUUACUACUAGGAUACGAAAGAAUAAUA
Linepithema humile (Argentine ant) is the source of this 1827-nucleotide messenger RNA. RefSeq names its product NAD-dependent methylenetetrahydrofolate dehydrogenase (gene Nmdmc). NCBI's taxonomy places the organism in Eukaryota, Metazoa, Arthropoda, Insecta, Hymenoptera, Formicidae. The record is from RefSeq and is a predicted model, not a curated record. Gene Ontology annotation, biological process: tetrahydrofolate interconversion. Gene Ontology annotation, molecular function: methylenetetrahydrofolate dehydrogenase (NAD+) activity; methylenetetrahydrofolate dehydrogenase (NADP+) activity; methenyltetrahydrofolate cyclohydrolase activity. Gene Ontology annotation, cellular component: mitochondrion.